ACUUGCUACACCCACACUGGUAGAGGAAUUGCUAAGCUCUCCCUUUUGCCCUCUGACAGGAAAUGUCUGGUUGUCCGCAUCGUGAAAAGCAGGUGGGCCGAGUCUCAGUGGGUACAGCAAGACAUUAUGAUGAGAAAUAAAAAGUAGGAAAAAGAAGAGGAAGAGAGAAAAGGUAAAACAGAUAUGGAUGAUGUUAGGCAAACUCUCUACCAAAACCACCCUCUUCACCAUCCCCCCUUAAUUUCUCCAGAAGAUCUCUUCUCUUACACCCUUCCCUCACACUCCGAUACCCUCUUCACUCGCCUAAAUAGCCUACAGGAAGAAGACCUACUCCUGGACUGCAUUUUCCCCCUCCAAGGCAAAUCUUUCCAAGCUCACAGACUUGUUCUGGCAGCUGCCAGUCAAACCCCUGAUGUAUUUUUUGGCUCUAAACUCAAAUGUGGUCUUGGAGUGGAGAAUAUAGCACAUUGUUUGACCCCAGUUGGGUUAAGUGCUGUUCUGGACUUUGCGUACUGUGGAAAUGUAGCCGUAGACUUGAGUAAGAAAGGUGUAAUGGAGGAGGUGCUGCAUGCUUGCAGGUUCCUUGAGAUGGAGAGGCUGAGUCAAAGGUGCACGUCAAAAGUCAAAACCUCUGCGGCCACAGAGAGAGAGAAGAGCUUGGCUAACAUUAAGAUCAUGUGGGAGAGAGGUGUUGGUUGUGACUUCACAAUACAAGCGGAGAGUGGAGAGAGAUACUCAGCACACCGUGUGGUGUUAGCAGCAGGUGGGGACUAUUUCCGGGCACUGCUCUGUGGAGGGUUACGGGAGUCCAGUGAGGACAUUGUGUGCCUGCGAGGCGUGGCAUCCUGGGUCAUUGAAUCCAUGCUUGGCUUCAUCUACACGGGUCAGCUCAGAAUGGGCUGGAGCCAGAUUUGGGAGCUGACAGAUGCACUGUGUCAGUUCCAGCUGCAGGAGGCGCUCUCACUGUGCAUUGACUUCCUACGGGACAGAAUGGAUGAAAGCACCUGUCUGGAUGUGCUGGUCCUAGCUGAGACCUAUGCGCUGGACCAGCUGGGGCAGGCUGCAGAGGAGUACAUCCUAGCCCACUUCCAGUGCAUCUCUGCUGGGGAGAAGUUCAAGGAUGUCCCCUGUUCAUUCCUGGAGAAGAUGCUUGAGAAGGACUCAUUGUAUGUAGAGAGUGAGAUAGUGGUGUUCAGGGCAGUAGUUGACUGGGUGGAGGAUAGCCCUAAAGAGAGACUACCAGUUCUGCCAGGCCUGCUCCACCGUGUUCGUCUCCCCCUCCUCAGCUACUCUGAGCUCCAGGAGGCCCUAAGCUGCGGCCUCCUCUACAGGAGCCCAGGGGCCAGAGGAUCACUGGAGGCUCUCCAAAGCCUCCUGGAGGAGGAUUACACAGGGCCUGAGUGCCGACCUCGCAACCCAAACCAGGUUCUGGUUCUGGUCGGUGGGGACACUGUUGAUGAUGAAUGCAUGAAGAUGGUUCCCAGCCAGACCUUGUGGUUCGCUCAGCAGUUCCACCGUGGACAUGGUCUGAUCAGAAGCAUAGAGUGGAGGCCAUUCACCAAGCUUCCUGAACCGCCCCGGUUCAGACAUUGUGUUUGUCUCCUCAACAACAACCUUUAUGUCCUGGGAGGACGCAAGUACUACGGAGCACUGGAUAUCCUUAAGUCUGCCUUGAGGUUUGACCUGACUCAGUGUAAAUGGGAACGACUACCUGACAUGCUGUGUCAAAGGGACUACUUUUCUGCUGUGUGUCUGGAAGGUAAGAUCUUUGCUCUGGGUGGUAACUGUGACGACAGCCAAUACCUGGAUGCUGUGGAGUACUACACUCCUGAGGAGAACACCUGGAGGCGGGCGCACUCUCUGGACACAGCAGUGUGCAGCCACGCAGCAGCUGUUCUGGAUGGACAGAUCUACAUCUCUGGAGGCUGUGACCACCAUCAGCACUGCCUUUCCUCUAUGUGCCACUACCAUCCUUCCCGUGGCUGUUCACCCAGAGCCCCCAUGACUGUGGGAACGGGUCGUGCGGGCCAUAUCAUGUUAGCCUUGGGGAGGGGUUUAGUGGUAGCUGGAGGGCUGCAGCCGCUCUGGAUGGGCUUCGGAGACCAACUCUUCUGUGAGCUGUACAACACCACGCAUGACUCCUGGUCAUCCAUCCCCGCCCUGCCUCGCCCUCAUCUGUCACCAGGGGCAACUGUGCUUGGUGGAAGGUUAUACGUGGUGGGAGGGUCUUCAGCAAACAUAGAUACAUCAAGGGAUAACAAGGGGGUGCAUCGCUAUGAUCCCAUGGAGGGGUGCUGGGAAAACUUGGGGUCUAUGCCACACCCAUAUACAAAUCUGGCAGUUUGUUCCAUGCCAUUUCCUGAGUCUUUCAUUUAAGCACUGGUUGAUUUUGUUUCUGGCUCAGGUAAACCCAAGGAGCUUUAAUAGAUGUAAUUAUGAUUAAGCAACUCUAAUAUAUAGCUAGAGGUAUAGUAGGUGCUACACGACAAC
Perca flavescens (yellow perch) is the source of this 2490-nucleotide messenger RNA. Its product is annotated as kelch-like protein 33. The coding region runs from base 184 to 2376 and encodes 730 amino acids. The transcript has 7 exons. Gene Ontology annotation, molecular function: protein binding. Lineage: Eukaryota; Metazoa; Chordata; Actinopteri; Perciformes; Percidae. The record is from RefSeq and is a predicted model, not a curated record.